AUGCCCAAACUCAUUUCCACGAAACAGAAAAAGAAGCUUCGAAAGUUGGUGAUUACUGACGAGUCUAUAGGAGAAGAUGUUAUUCAAGAUCCUCCAGUGACAACAUCUCAAGAUACUUCAAAUGUCGAAAUGACAAUUAUCUCUUCGCAAUUGUCACAACCUGAACCAUUCAUUGUUUCUCUUGCUAUGGUGUCCAAUGUCAAACUUCCCAGCCUCAAGGAGCAUCAAAGUAUCAUGGACAAAAUGUGGAUUUGGAUGACAAUUCCACUUCCUGAGGAGGACCAGGUGGUGCCUCAUUCUCCAGAGCCAGAGGAUGAUCAUGCCCCAGAGGUUCCAUUACCAACAUCACCUCUAUCUAAGGACGAGAAGCCUCACAAAGAUGAGGAGGACGAGGAGAUAGAUAAUAGUUCAAUGUAUCCAGAAUCAUCCUCCAAAGAUGACUCAACUGAUCAUGUUGACUACUUCAAGCCAUAUACCGAGGAGGAGACAAAUGCUAUUGAUGGGGGCAAGCCAGAUCCUGCUCCACCAUCAUUGGAGGUUCCACCACUACCCUACCAUAGAUCUUUUAGACUACAUAUCACAAUCAUAGAGUGGCAUGAGGAGGAUAUCAUUAGAUUUCACAAUGAGGUGGGCUUAUCGUCCAGAGCUCCGAUAUGUGAUCCUAUUCUUGAAACUUCGAUUGAGACAACGAUAUAUGUGCUAGUCACACGUACGGCAGAACAUUCCGAUAGGAUACACUAUAUAGAUGUGGAGCUUAGGGUGUUAAAUAGUGAGAUAGGACAUCUAUUAGGUCGAGUCCUAGAGUUCGAGAAGCGUAAGGACAUUAAUGAGAUAAGGAUCCUACAUGCUUAUAACCACUUGGAGGAGGCACGGUCACAAAACAUGAUACAACUGAUUAUGAUGGAUGAGAUGGAGCUCUGCACAGAGAUAUUAGAAGAGACGAUUGCAGUAAUCGAAGCGAGGGAAUUGAAUUAA
Lactuca saligna is the source of this 975-nucleotide messenger RNA. Lineage: Eukaryota; Viridiplantae; Streptophyta; Magnoliopsida; Asterales; Asteraceae. The record is from the annotation of a GenBank genome assembly.